AUGAGGACGCAGUUUCCAGAGAACCGAUAUGAAUGUUAUAAAUGUGGGGAAGUCUUUUCUCAAAGGUCUAACCUUAUUAUACAUAGGAGUAUCCAUUUGGAAGAAAAUCCUUAUGAAUACAAUCAGUGUGAGAGAGCUCCUCACCAGUCUUCCAAUGGUGGUGAUCAUCAGAGAAUUAAUGAGGCAAAAAACCCAUUCAGAUAUACUAUACCUGGGGCCGUGUUUAGUCAGUCAUCAAGACUAAAUAUAAAUAAGACAAAGCCUAGUGGAGAGAGAACAGACAUUUUUAAGGAAUGUGGUAAAGUCUUUGACUGGCCCUCAACCCUAUCUCAACAUCAGCGAAUGAAUACUGGAGUGAAACUGUACAAAUGUGAAGAACGUGGUAAAACCUUUAAGAACUGUUCAUCACUAACUGGACAUAGGCAAAUCCAUACUGGAGAGAAACUCUACAAAUGUAAAGAAUGUGGCAAAGCCUUUAAAAUUCGCUCAGCACUUACUCAACAUCACAGAAUUCAUACUGGAGAGAAACCUUACAAAUGUAAAGAAUGUGGAAAGGCCUUUAACCAGCACUCACACCUUAAUCAACAUCACAGAAUUCAUACUGGAGAGAAACCUUACAUAUGUAAAGAAUGUGGAAAGGCCUUUAGCUGGCCCUCAAAUCUUACUCAACAUCACAGAAUUCAUACUGGAGAGAAACCUUAUAAAUGUCAAGAAUGUGGCAAGGCCUUUAAGCAGCAAUCACACCUUAGUAACCAUCAGAGAAAUCAUACUGGCAAGAAACCUUAA
This is a messenger RNA of Neomonachus schauinslandi (Hawaiian monk seal), 786 nucleotides long. Its product is annotated as zinc finger protein 273-like. NCBI's taxonomy places the organism in Eukaryota, Metazoa, Chordata, Mammalia, Carnivora, Phocidae. The transcript has a single exon. Gene Ontology annotation, biological process: regulation of DNA-templated transcription. The record is from RefSeq and is a predicted model, not a curated record. Gene Ontology annotation, molecular function: RNA polymerase II cis-regulatory region sequence-specific DNA binding; DNA-binding transcription factor activity, RNA polymerase II-specific. Bases 1 to 786 code for a protein of 261 amino acids.